CUCCCCGGGGCCGGCGCAGGCGGCAGGAGCGCGUAGGGGGAGGCGGAGGCUCGGGCUCAUCAUGUGAUGAUUAAUUGGGCGCUGGGUGGUUCCUCUCGCUCUUUCUCUCCUGCUCCCGGCGCUCAGGCUGCUUGUUCUCCCGGCGGCGGCGGGCUGCUCGGCUCUUUGGGAAAUGGGCAGCGAGGGGGCUACUGUGGUUGCGCGCUGGCUCGGGGGGCUGCUCUGAUAUGGGAGGAGCCGGAGCCGCGGCAGCCUGAGCUCAGAUCGGCGGCUGAGCAGCAGGGCGCAAAGGCGCUGCCCAGCCCUGCUUUCCAACUUGGGUGGAGUAUUGGCAGCUACAGGAGCGUGAUUGGCGACUGAUUUAUUGUCUGAACAAGACUCAAAUUGGCUCCUACUGGAUUUAUUACUGCCCCUUUGAUCUGGCUAGUAAUGAAGACAAGACUUUAGAUGCUAGUUCCCAAAGAGCUCUGCUGUUGAACUGAAUCCAUAUAUACUUAUGGUAGGCUGAUCACAAAGCCAGACCAAGACUUGUUUCCAGGGCUUGAUUUGGUUCAUCGGAGUUCAGCUGAAAAACUUUCAAAAAGGCAAAAUACUUACACCUUCCUAUCUCCUUCCUUAUUCCCAGCAGGAGCAUAUUAUCAUAUUCUACGCGGUGUGGUGGUGUGCAUAUAUUUUCGGACAAAUUUUAUUUUCAGGUAAAUGUGAAAAAGGAGAAGAUUGAAAACUGUCCUGGAAACUAAGUGCAGUAAAGAAGAGCCAGUGGAAAAAGUGAAUGUAUUGCAUAGAAAUGGCUGUAUGGAUCUGGACUUUGAGCAUUUUGAGCUGCUUUUAUGUCUGCUGUGAAUUCAAGGAUUGUUUUGAAAGUACGACAGAGUUAAACCACCUUGCAGUGAAUUAUGAUACAGGGACUGUCUAUUUGGGAGCAGUAAACUACCUGUAUCAACUUACAAAAGACUUGAAGAAACAGAUGUCUGUAGAAACGGGUCCAAAAUUGGAUAACAAAAUGUGCACCCCUCCCAUUGAAGCUCAGUGCCCUGAUACAACAUUGACUAACAAUUCCAACAAAUUACUUUUGCUAAAUAAACCUGAGAGAAAGAUUGUUGUGUGUGGAAGCCUUUUUAAAGGAAUCUGUGCUAUUAGAGAAUUGGAGAACAUUGAAAAUAUAACCUAUUACAUUGACAGCGGUGGAGAAAAGUCUUUUGUGGCAAGCAAUGAUGAGACUGUUUCAACCGUGGGACUAAUCACCUCCCUGAGUAAAGGCUUAGUGCUGUUUGUCGGAAAAGGGAAUGGACCAAGUGAUAAUGGGAUAAUAAUUAGCACUAGGCAGCUUUACAUUGAGGAGGGGAAGGACAUUUUUGAAACCUAUACAGAUGCUACAGCUAUGAAAUCAGGAUAUCUCACCUCAAACACUCAGCAGUUUGUGGCAGUCUUUGAAGAUGCUAUAUAUGUAUAUUUUAUCUUUAAUCAGCAGGAGAAACAGUCCCUUAAUAAUGGAAUACUGAUUGCCCGUCUGUGCAAAAACGAUGACCACUAUUAUUCUUACUUUGAAAUGGGUUUAAGCUGUAAAGAUGAUGAUGGCAUUUAUGAUCACUGUCAUUCUGUCUAUGUCACAACUCCAGGAGAAAAGUUGGCUGAGAGCAUAGCCCAACCGGGACAGGAUGGUAGUAUCCUAUCAGAGGGCAAAGUUCUUCUUGCUCUCUUCAGCAAAUUCAACAAAGACAAUGGCUCUCUCAAAUCAGCCAUGUGUAUGUUUUCCUUGAGACAGAUCAAUGAAAAGAUGGAACAGUAUCGGGACCAAUGCUACACUCAAUCUGUCGAAACAAAGUUUUAUAAACCCUUUACAGGACACCCCAUAUGUGUAUCACAGAAGGUUCAGGGUGCAAUCAAGAAUUUUACUUGUGGUUCUGAACAUUUACCAUACCCUUUGGGAAGCGAAAGUGGUAUUGAUGCGAAACCACUAUUACAGAAAGAGGGAAUUAAUCUAACUGCAGUUACUGUUGCAGUGGAGAAUGGGCAUACGGUUGCCUUUCUAGGAACUUCAGAGGGUAAUAUUCUUAAGGUGUUGCUUACGACUCCUGCAAAUGAAUAUAGCACUGUGUCCGCUGAAGUAAAUAAACCCAUAAAGAAUGACCUUGUCCUUGAUGCUAACCAAGAGAACCUGUAUGUGAUGACCACAAACAAGGUGUGUCGCCUUCCUGUCCAGGAAUGUGCGAACUACUCAAACUGUUCUCUUUGUAUACAAGCACAGGAUCCCUACUGCGGCUGGUGUGUAAUGGAAGGGAAGUGCACGAGGAAGAAAGAUUGUGAAAAGGCUAAUAUGCCGAACCAUUGGCUAUGGAGCCCAGAAGGAAUAUGCCUGGCCAUUAUUAGUGCACACCCUCAAAACAUGAGUCGCAAAGCCCCGGGCAAGGUAGAACUGACUGUGAGUCCAUUGCCAGAUUUGACUGAAAGUGAUCAACUUUGGUGUCAGUUUGGUGAAACCACUCAAGUUGCAAAGUUGACAGAUGGGACUAUUAUUUGUGAUCCUCCCCAGACAAUUCCUCACACUCCAAAAGGUCAAGAUCAUGUUUCAGUUUCACUGACAUUAACUUUUGUGAAGAAACAGAUAUUUUUUGCAUCGGCUACAUAUCCAUUCUAUGACUGUGAAGAAGCAAUGAAUCUUUCUGAAAAUCUGCCAUGCUAUUCCUGUGCAAGCAAUCGAUGGAAUUGCCAAUGGGACUGGGAAAAAAACAUCUGUGAAGAGUCAUCUUCAAAAGAGGAUGUGAUUAAACAAAAUAUGGAGAGAGAAUGCCCACAGUUUCUAAAUCCCAAACCUCCAAUAAUACCAAUGGAUUACCCAACAACAGUUCAUUUUGAAGGAAAGAAUCUAGAAAAUUAUCAGGAUAGGUCUUUUAAGAUUGGAAAUGACCAAUUUGAAUUUGAGGCUUCUGUUUACAAAUCAGAGAAUGAAACUUUCUCAUUCCAAAGUAAAGAGUUUUCCUAUGGUACAAAUGAAACUCUGCCACUUAGUCUGUUCAUUAAAACGGAUGAGGUCAAGAUUGACAGUAAACUAAUGGUGACUUUAUACAACUGCUCUUAUGGCCGAAGCGACUGCAGCUUGUGUCUUGCGGCUCAUCCUGACUACAACUGCGUCUGGUGUGAAGAAGAGGGCAAACCAAGCAAGUGCAUUUAUAAGAAUCUGUGUCACGAUCCUCCUACCGAGACAUGUCCUCAUCCAGUCAUUACUCGGAUUGAACCAAAGACGGGGCCACUAACUGGUGGAAUCCUUUUAACCAUAAUAGGAUCUAAUUUGGGUAUAAAAGCUGGAGAUGUCAAAAAUAUAACAGUGGCAGGGACAGAAUGCAUUUUCAAAGAGGAAUUCUACUCUGUUUCCACCAGGAUUGUGUGUCAAGUCGGAAGUGUCUCAGAAUCCACAGUCGGUGAAAUUGAAGUUGAUAUAAAUGGAAAACGAAGUAGUUCAAAACCUGAAAUACAAUUUGCAUACCAAAAACCUCAGCCUACUGGAAUACAUCCACAAAAAGGCCCCCUAGCCGGUGGAACUGUCCUUACGAUCACUGGUAACAAUCUGGAAACGGGUUCCCAGAAAGAUGUUAGCGUGUGCCUCGGUAAUGUGGCCUGCAACAUCAUUAAAUUUGGAGAACAAAUAGUUUGCAGAACAGGAAAAUAUGAUAAAGUUGAAGAAGUUCCUGUAAUUGUGCAUUAUGGAGACACGCAGAACUCCAUAAACCAUCCAUUUUUUACAUAUAUUGAAAAUCCUACUGUCGUGAAAUUCUUUCCAAAAAAUAGCUUCAGCAGUGGAGGGAGACGUAUAACUGUAACGGGAACUGGGUUUGAUAUCAUCCAGAGUUUCUCUAUAGUUGUGACUGCUGACCUUUAUGGGUCUUCCAGAAGAAAGAAGAGGCGAAUACAAAGUCAGGACUCAAAAUUGUUUGAAGGACAAAAUAUUACAAAAAUCAAUGACAGCACAAUAGUCUUCUCUUCUCCACCAAUAUUAGAGGAUCCAGAAAACUAUAAGAUCACUACAUGUAUUAAAAUGGAUGGUCACAAUUUGGAUCUAAAAAAUGACAAGGACCCCUUUAAAUAUGUUGCGGAUCCAACAUUUGAAAACUUCACCGAUGGCAUCAAAAAACAAGUCAACAAACUUAUUCAUGCACAGGGCAGUAAUCUGAACAAAGCCAUGACGAGAGAGGAGGCUCAAGCUUUUGUGGGGGAAGAACCCUGCAACAUAAAAACAUUGACUGAAAAGGACUUGUACUGUGAACCACCUGAAGUACAACCUCAGCCAAAGAGAAGACAGAAGAGAGAUACAACCAACAACCUUCCUGAAUUCAUUGUGAAAUUUGGCAACAGAGAAUGGAUCCUAGGAAGGGUGGAAUAUGACACACGUGUGAGUGACAUACCUCUGGAGGUGAUUUUGCCAUCAGUAAUUUUUCCUAUGGUAUUCAUUAUCAUCAUUUCCAUCUACUGCUACAGGCGAAAAAGCCAACAAGCAGAACGUGAAUAUGAAAAAAUCAAGUCACAGCUUGAAGGUUUGGAAGAAAGUGUCAGAGAUAGGUGCAAAAAAGAAUUCACAGAUCUAAUGAUAGAGAUGGAAGAUCAGACCAAUGAUAUCAGUGAAGCGGGAAUUCCUGUGUUGGACUAUAAAAUGUACACAGACAGGGUCUUCUUCUUGCCCUCAAAAGAUGGAGAGAAAGAUGUAAUGAUUACUGGGAAACUGGAUAUUCCAGAGGCAAGACAGCACACUGUGGAACAGGCUCUAAAUCAGUUUUCCAAUCUACUGAAUAGCAAAUCAUUUCUUAUCAAUUUUAUUCAUACAUUGGAGAACCAGAGGGAGUUCUCUGCCAGAGAAAAAGUUUACUUUGCAUCCUUAUUGACAGUUGCUUUACAUGGAAAGCUAGAAUACUAUACUGACAUCAUGAGGACAUUGUUCUUAGAGCUGAUGGAGCAGUAUGUUGUGGCCAAAAACCCAAAGCUGAUGCUCAGAAGAUCAGAAACUGUUGUGGAGAGGAUGUUAUCCAAUUGGAUGGCUAUUUGUUUAUAUCAAUAUCUGAAGGACACUGCUGGAGAGCCUCUUUAUAAACUGUUCAAGGCAAUCAAACACCAGGUGGAAAAAGGCCCCGUUGAUGCGGUGCUAAUGAAAGCCAAAUAUACAUUGAAUGACACAGGGUUACUAGGAGAUGAUGUAGAGUAUACACAGUUGACAGUAAAUGUGUUUGUUCAAGAUGGAGGCACUGAUUCUGUACCAGUGAAAGUGCUAAACUGUGAUACUAUUUCUCAAGUAAAGGAAAAGAUAAUAGACCAGGUCUACCGAAAUCUGUCUUGUUCACAGUGGCCAAAAGCUGACAGUGUUGUUCUAGAGUGGCGUCCAGGUUCUACUGCCCAGAUCCUCUCAGAUUUGGAUUUAACAUCCCAACGAGAUGGCAGGUGGAAACGUAUCAAUACUCUCAUGCAUUAUAAUGUCCGAGAUGGUGCCACACUUAUCUUGUCAAAAAUAGGAAUUUCCCAGCAGCCAGAGGAUAAUCAGCAAGAUGUCCCAGGGGAAAGACAUGCAUUAUUGGAAGAUGAAAAUAAGGUCUGGCAUCUAGUUCGGCCAGUAGAUGAAGUCGAUGAAGGUAAAUCGAAAAGAGGAAGUAUGAAAGAAAAAGAGAGAACCAAAGCUAUUACAGAAAUCUACCUGACAAGGCUUCUAUCUGUAAAGGGUACACUUCAGCAAUUUGUAGAUAACUUUUUUCAUAGUGUACUCAACUCACAUCAUGUUGUGCCACCAGCUGUGAAAUACUUUUUUGAUUUUCUUGAUGAGCAAGCAGAAAAACAUGAGAUCAAGGAUGAAGACACCAUUCACAUCUGGAAAACAAAUAGUUUGCCACUUAGAUUCUGGGUAAACAUAUUGAAAAACCCCCAUUUUAUCUUUGAUGUUCACGUUCAUGAAGUAGUGGAUGCUUCCUUGUCAGUCAUUGCACAGACUUUCAUGGAUGCCUGCACGAGAACAGAGCACAAAUUAAGCAGAGAUUCUCCAAGUAACAAAUUACUUUAUGCAAAAGAGAUCUCUAACUAUAAGAAAAUGGUGGAAGAUUACUACAAAGGUAUUCGUCAGAUGGUGCAAGUGAGUGACCAGGACAUGAAUACUCAUUUAGCAGAGAUUUCCAGGGCACACACAGAUUCUUUAAACACCCUUGUGGCUCUACACCAGCUCUACCAGUAUACUAACAAAUACUACGAUGAAAUCAUAAAUGCACUUGAAGAGGACCCAGCAGCACAAAAAAUGCAGCUUGCCUUCCGUUUACAGCAGAUAGCAGCUGCAUUAGAGAAUAAAGUGACUGACCUUUGAUUAAAAAGCCACAAUAAAGAAAUCUGAUCUGAAGAUGUUUAAAUUCAUUCUUCCUGUUAAGGAAAUAGUGUUCUAUUUUUUAAUGUAUAAUUACAACUUUAAAUGAAAGAUUUCAUGUUUUUGAUAGCAGAGCUGUAAUGUAAAGAAUUUUUACUGUAAAUUAUACUUCUAAUUAAAAUCUGUGUUGUGUGUAAAUGAAUCAUUUGUGAGGGGGAAGAGUCAUUGGGGAAGAAUUAUAGUUCAUUUAAUCAAAUAGUACAAUCUGAAACAUCAGCAUUUUUAGAAUCAUUAUGCAAGUAAAUUAAAUACUAUAGCAUCCUUUAUAUUUUAAGCAAUAUUUGUACUUGGGAAAAUGGUAGCAUAUUUGAAGAAACAGAUGCAAUAUCCCCUCUUAUGUUGAUAACUGGAAAUUAAUUUCCUACUAGCUCUGAAAUCAGUAGCUACAUUAUGCUCACAACAAAUAUAGUAAAUGACAUAUCUGCUAUGAUUUUUCUUUAAGAUCUUGGGAUGGGUUUUGAUGCCAUACAAUACUAUUUCUCUAAAUUUACCACACCUAUCUAUGGUAAUGCAUGGUAUUAUACCCAUCACAGUUGAUUGUUACGGGAGUAAUAUAGUUAUGUCUCCUCUAUAGAAAGGUUCUGAUGGUAAAUUCCAAUUUGAUUCAUAAAUCACUGCAAGGGAAAUUAGCCCUUAAAACUUUGCAACCUUUUGUUUUUAUUGUGAGUUUUACAAUAUAUGCUAAUGUGCCUUACUUGUAUUAAUUCUGUGAAUCUGAUGAACGGUUUUGUAAAGAGAAGCAGGUCAGAAAAAUAUUUAUGUGCUGUUGAAUGACUUUUUUUGUGUGUGAAAAACAUGACCAGCAGAAUGCCUGUAAUUAGUUGCUUGCCAAGAGUGUGCUGUUUAACAUGAUUGUUAUGUAAAAUAUCUUGUAUCAGAAUAGUUCGGAUUUUUUUAAUUUGAAACUUGGAACUAUCCUAGAGGAACUACCACUUUUUUUUAUUGUACUUGUGAUGUAAAAUACUAGUAAUGAAUAAUGAUAAUAGAAAAAUCUUAUAUCCAUAUAGCUAAAUACCACUCACAAUCAAGCCUUGGAAUGCUGCAUAUGAUCGAAUAUACAUCAUAACCAAUAGCAGUGAAAAUUAAAAAUACUUGUCAAGAAGUGUGUUUACAAUAUAAAUAAGUUCUAUCCAAUUUAAAAAGCUAGGUACGUUUUCUUCAAUUGCUGUAUUGCACAUGAGAGAACUUUGUUUCAUUCUUGUCUCAGAGUUUUUUGGCAGUUAAAGUAGCAUUUUAAUGUAGUGCUGCCAUGUGCACUAAUUCCCUUUCAUUAUUGCUUUUUUUUGCCUGCUGAGCACUUGAACUCUGCUAAUUCUUGGCAAGAUGCUGUAGUUUCUGCUGCCAUCUCUUCUUCCCUGUUGUCUGUCCUACAGUGAAUUUAAACUUUUGUUGAUUUUUAUACUUUUUGAAAAUAUCCUCAGAUUCAUGAAUUGCCUUCCCCUAAAAGUCAAAGGCCUCAUUGCAGGGUCACUCUCCCAUCCCAUUUCAGUUCUUUUAUUUAAAAAAAAAAAAAAAAAAAGAACAAAACUAGAUUUUUUUGCAUCCAUGCGUAGACAUUGCUCAGCAUGGCUGGGCCGGAAGUUAUUUUCCAUUUUUUUAGGACUGUGGUACAUAAGAAUGCUGCAUCAAAAACACUGUGCCUGCUACUCCUUGAUGAACAGAGACACCCAUCAUGUUUUCAUUGCUAAUCUGUUGCUUUUGUCAUUAUUUGUAAAUCCUGUUAAUUGUAAAUCAAAUACAAUGUGUUUCUUUUCCUUUAA
Molecule: messenger RNA, 8145 nt
Organism: Pelodiscus sinensis (Chinese soft-shelled turtle)
Lineage: Eukaryota; Metazoa; Chordata; Testudines; Trionychidae
Gene: PLXNB2
Product: plexin B2
Biological process (GO): negative regulation of cell adhesion; positive regulation of axonogenesis; regulation of cell migration
Cellular component (GO): semaphorin receptor complex; plasma membrane
Molecular function (GO): protein binding; semaphorin receptor activity
Source: RefSeq, a predicted model, not a curated record